This is a messenger RNA of Onychostoma macrolepis, 7446 nucleotides long. It is a transcript of the gene lats2, whose product is annotated as large tumor suppressor kinase 2. Gene Ontology annotation, biological process: G1/S transition of mitotic cell cycle; hippo signaling; regulation of organ growth. Gene Ontology annotation, molecular function: protein serine/threonine kinase activity; ATP binding; protein binding. The transcript has 9 exons. The record is from RefSeq and is a predicted model, not a curated record. Gene Ontology annotation, cellular component: nucleus; spindle pole. Lineage: Eukaryota; Metazoa; Chordata; Actinopteri; Cypriniformes; Cyprinidae. The coding region runs from base 504 to 3920 and encodes 1138 amino acids.
GACUCCUCUGGAAUGUUAACAAUGCAGUAAGUGUCCAACUUUGUACUGCAUUCUAAUUCUGCCGUGAGUGGCGAGAAAAUGGAGGACAAUCCCAUGAUUUUCACUGUGUGCUUUAUAUGAGAGGACAUCGAAAGACGAUCCCCGGGCAACAAAACACCAGACAGAUAAUCUACAACUUUACUGAAGUUUAAAUCAGUUCCUUGGAUUAAGGUACCACUAAAAUCACAUGGCAAAGAUGCAUACCAGACUGGGAUGGAACAAGUACGCAGAUGUAACCCCUCACAUGUCUUGGGAGGAGGGGGAGUGUGAGCCCUGAAAGGGGUGCUGGGAUGUGAGUAGGCCAGCAUCCAGCACGAGCCAGAGCCAAAGAGGCAGCAGCAUCAAAGACGAGCAACAACAGGAAUCCUAAUCUUCCCUUGCAUCUUUCCCAUUGCAGCCUGUUAUCUAUUCAGGUCAGACUGAGCCUGGUGUGAAGAAUUUGUGUAUACAGGCCACGUUCACUCAUGAGGCCUAAGACCUUCCCUGCCGCCCCAUAUGUGGGCAACACGCGCCAGCGCCUGCAGGAGAUCAAGGAGGGACUGAAACAACCUGCAAAGCUGGUGAGCCAGGCGCUUCAUGGAGGGAGCGCUCGAGGGGAGGGGGGCAGAGGUGGGGACUCGAAGGGCAAAGACCAAGCUGGAAGGCAACAACAGCUCCGGCAGCCUCAGAAGUUCAACAACUACCAAAAUGCCCUGCGAGAGAUCCGCAAGUCUCUAUUGCCUUUUGCCAAUGAAUCAGGCCCGGGAUCCAGCUCGGGACAUCCUGGUGAAGUCAAUAGACAGAUGCUACAGGAUCUCGUCAACGCUGGUUGUGAUCAGGAAAUGGCAGUCCGUGCCUUAAAACAGACUGGCAGCCGUAACAUUGAGGCAGCAUUGGAAUACAUUAGCAAAAUGGGUUACCUGGACCCUCACAAUGAACAGAUUGUACGUGUCAUCAAACAGACUUCCCCAGGAAAAACUGGCAUGCCAAAUUUAAUGGACCACAGGGCGGCAAUGGAGGGCACUGGGGAUGGUGCAAUGCCACCUUAUCACCAAAUGGGAGCGCCACUGUAUGAUGGAGCUGGUUAUGGGGCUGAGGGUGAAAUGGCUCGUGCAUACAUGGGUGGACCACCUGUCAUGAACUACAUGCCACCGCCUGCCAACACUUCACAGGGUCCUACCAUGGGAAACCCAAUGGGUCGUCCCGCAAGUAUGGGUGCCUACUCCACAAGCAUGGCUCCCCAAAAUAACCCUGGGAACCCUAUGUACACCCCUGGUCCAGCCCAGCAAAAAGGCUACCCUGGUGGGAUAGACCAGGCCAUGAUGGGCUACAGUGUGCCUGGACCACCCAUGCAAAUCCAGCCUCAGCCCUCGGGAGGUCCUGGCACUCAUUAUGACUACAGGCCUCAUAUGAUAGAAGCCUCCAACUACGGGGUAAAACGAAGUGCUUCUUUCCAGAAUAAGAUGACCCCGCUAACAUCCGAAAACUAUGUUAAUAUGCAAGGCAAAGGAGCAAUGGGCCAAAACGCUGGUGGCUACCCUCCUAACUUAUAUCUUCCACCACAUUCGCACCCACGCCAAGCCAGUCCCACCUCACACCAGGUUCACAUGAUGCAGCGCUCCCCUGGAGCUAUGGGUGGUGAGUUUUCUGAUGUUCCUCAAGGCCUCCUCACUCCUUCCAGGGCCAGUCUGAACCUUGACCUGUAUGAGCAUCACUGGCCAGGAGCCCAAGGUCCUGAGGGGACUCCUCCAGCCAGGCAGCCACAGGGGCCCUUUAGAGGGGAGGUACGUGUCCCCAGUAGGACCAAUUCUUUCAACAACCACCAGAAGGUGACUGUGAGGCAGGCAUUGCCUCCUACAGCUAGUGUUGCUGGCAAGCAGGAUUCAUCUUUGGGUCCGCCAAACACAAUAACUGCAGUGACCUCUCCACCAAUCCAGCCACCUGUUAAAAGUAUACGGGUCAUGAGGCCUGAGCCGAAGACAGCAGUGGGACCAUGCCAUCCAGGGUGGCUGAGUGCACAAGCUCAGGAUGCACCAGAGUCUCAUGGAUACAUGCCAGAUGAUACUUUUACCCUGGAGCCCAAUCAAGAACACCGCUGUCCGCCUCCACCCUACCCCAAAACACUGCUCCUGCCUGGAUCUGGACCUGGAACUGAGCCUGCAUCCCUGGAGACUGGAGCCAUGGGUGGAUUUCAAGAUGUCAAUGCUACAAGUAGAACAGUCCAGAGUGCCUCAGUAGGAAAGCAAGAGGAACCAGUUUCCAAAGACAAAGUGAAGACAGGCAAAGGCGAGAAGGCAGUGAAGGAUAAGAAGCAGAUUCAAACCUCACCUGUGCCAGUGCGAAAGAAUGCCCGUGAUGAAGAGAAGCGGGAGUCUCGCAUUAAGAGUUAUUCUCCCUUCGCCUUUAAGUUCUACAUGGAGCAGCAUGUGGAGAACGUGAUGAAGACCUAUCAGCAGAAACUCAAUCGCAGGAUGCAGCUGGAGCAGGAGAUGUCCAAGGCUGGCCUUUCAGAGGCAGAGCAAGAACAGAUGAGAAAGAUGCUUUACCAGAAGGAAUCCAAUUACAACCGACUACGACGUGCCAAGAUGGACAAAUCGAUGUUUGUCAAAAUCAAGACACUCGGCAUUGGAGCCUUUGGUGAGGUGUGUCUUACACGCAAAGUGGACACGGGGGCCCUGUAUGCCAUGAAGACUCUACGAAAGAAAGAUGUUCUGAACCGAAACCAAGUAGCCCAUGUGAAAGCAGAACGAGACAUCUUGGCAGAGGCUGACAAUGAGUGGGUAGUCAGGUUGUACUACUCAUUUCAGGACAGAGACAGCCUGUACUUCGUCAUGGAUUACAUUCCUGGAGGAGAUAUGAUGAGCUUGCUGAUCCGUAUGGGGGUUUUUCCAGAGCCCUUAGCCAGGUUCUACGUGGCAGAACUAACGCUGGCCAUCGAGAGUGUGCAUAAGAUGGGCUUCAUCCACAGAGAUAUCAAGCCGGACAACAUCCUAAUUGACCUGGACGGACACAUCAAACUGACUGAUUUUGGUCUGUGUACUGGGUUCCGUUGGACUCACAACUCAAAGUAUUACCAAAAAGGGAACCAUAUCCGACAAGAUAGUAUGGAGCCGAGUGACUUUUGGGAUGAUGUGUCUAACUGCCGUUGUGGUGAUCGGCUGAUGACUUUGGAACAGCGGGCAACUCGACAACACCAGCGUUGCCUGGCACACUCUCUAGUGGGCACUCCUAACUACAUUGCCCCUGAGGUGCUUUUGCGCAAAGGAUACACACAGCUGUGUGACUGGUGGAGUGUUGGAGUAAUCCUGUUUGAGAUGCUGGUUGGCCAGCCACCCUUCCUUGCUCCCACCCCAACGGAGACGCAGCUUAAGGUGAUAAACUGGGAGAACACUCUGCAGGUGCCUCCACAAGUAAAACUGAGCCCAGAGGCAGUUGACAUCAUUGGUCGACUCUGCUGCUCAGCUGAAGAGCGUCUGGGAGGAAACGGGGCUGGAGAGAUUAAGGCUCACCCAUUCUUUGCCGAGAUGGAUUUCUCCAGCAAUCUUCGUACACAACCUGCUCCAUACAGACCGAAGAUUGCCCACCCCAUGGAUACAUCCAACUUUGACCCUGUGGAAGAGGAGGGGGGUCCAGGAGCCUGGAGUGACAGUGGAGACAGCACCCGCACUUGGGACACCCUCUGUUCUCCUCACGGCAAACACCCCGAGCAUGCCUUCUAUGAGUUCACCUUCCGAAGGUUUUUUGAUGAUAAUGGCUGUCCGUUCCGUUAUCCCAAGCCCCCCGAGGCAACGCAAGACCUGCCCAGCAGUAGUGGGGCUGGUGGCCUGAAGCCUGAGCUGGAGGAGGAAGAGGUUCAUGAGGAGGAAGAGCAAGGGGAAGGGUGUGAGCCGGUUUAUGUGUGAGAAUGUUGGAUCGGUUGUUCAUGCUGCUCUGCCUUCACCCAUAGAGGACCUCGCCAGUUAACACGCUGCAUCUCCUACACUUCCUUUUAACCCUACUUUUUCUUCAGGGUGUUUUUGUACAGGUUAAAUGCAUGGAAGAACAUCAGAAAUGGAGUGCAGAAAGUUCCAUGUGAAAUGUUUAUUCCUCCAAAAGCAUUAUGCUGUAUCCUUUGCCUGUUAAAAAAUGACUGAAGCUCUGACCUGGGACCAAGGAAAUACACGCAGCUUAGUUCAUGGGGAUGUUGGUGUGACUGAUAAAGUUGGCUACUCUCCUAUGACGGCACAAAAACAGAUGUGUGUAGCUGCUGCUCUGUGGUUUGUCAGUCAAACCACUCUACUCUCAUGGUUAGUGUGGUCUGCGUCGACUGUGCCCCAUUCCUUUAUUCCACUGGGGGAAAACAUCCCAGUCUUACGUCAUAUUUUAACACUUCCUUCACCUCUCUCAGCCUGGUGAUGCUAACACAGCCAUUCCAAACACCAGAGGUCAUGGUGAGGGAUCAGAAGAGAGCUGGGCUUGGGAUGGUGGCUCUAUGGUCAGGUUGUGAUUAGGAGAUGUGCCAAGAGCAGAGAGGAAGAUCACAAUUCUCCUCCAUAGUGCAAUCCCACAAAAAUAUAAAUGCAUUCAUGCAACAUGCUGUCUGUCACAACUGUGGAGGUUUGCGGGUUUUUUUUUUUUUAUCAAACCAAACUGACUUUUAUAGUAAAAUUCAGAAACAUUUUCUGAAGUAUGGAAGCCAGAUUUGCAGAUGUUCUACCAUAUGAUCCCAGUCAUUUUCCCUUCAUUUAUCUAAAACAAAAAAUGUUUUAGAAGAUUUUGUGGCACCACCAAGUGGUUCAAAGUGACACUGUAAACAGUCAUGCGGAUUCUUUUAAAGGUUUAACUUCUACAUUAUGAACUGACAGUAUUAGGUCACUUCUAUGUGCAAAGUCUGUCCAAAAUAUCAUGCAGUAUUUUGCAGUUAAUUCACUUAUCGCAGCCUUUUUGUAAAUAUUAUACAGUUUCAUGCCUUAUCAGGUCAAACGGUGCUCUCAGACGACACAAUAUUGAGACAAAAUAUUUUACGUACAGUCAGCACUUCAAGAACAUGGGAUCUUAAAACUCCCAUUAUUGUUAAAGGUUUUAUUUAAACAUCUUUUAAAUGUUAAACAACCCAUGACAUUAGAGAGAAAUUCUGAGGUCAUACAAAAUGUGUGGUAAUAAUGUCACAAAAAAAAAAUCACAAUUUGGAAAGUUAAGACUCUUAAGAGAAAAUUAAAAAGGUCUAAAUUUACUUUUUCUUUGCUUGUCAGAAAUAUGCAUGGUAACAUUCGUUCAUUCAAAUGAAAAACCACAAAAAUACAUUGCAAUAUUGACAUUUUAUUUUGCGUUAAGUGUGUUAGUUUAGUUGCUGAAGUAUUGUUAACAAACAUUUAUCUUACCUGGCUUGAUUUCUUUUGUUUAAAGGCUUACUAAACCUGUUCCCAAUAGUUGCUUUACAUUCAUCUGCUGCUUUAAGUGUAUCUAAGAUGUGCAUCACACAUUGUUUUUAUAGGUGUGCUGCAGACAUGCAACUCGCCAUCCAGAACAAAUCUGCAACAUAACAGUUUUCAGCUUUACAAAAUUACAAAAGCUGGGUCUCCAGCUAUUUCCUUUUCUUGUUAUGCAGAAGACUUUAUAUGCUUUUAUUGUAUAACUCUGUCUGCUUUAUCCUCUUCCUAUUUCCCAGAAUUCUUAAUUGCAUUUAGUUUCAUAAGAAGAUCUUAAAAAGUCAGACGGGUGGUUUUUGUUGUGUGUGUUCAUGCUCAUCCAGAUCCACUGGAAAUGAUCUUGUCUGUCGCCAUCAGUGAACUUUGAAACAGAAUCAUUAGAACAAGUGCAAAAAUGUUUUGUCAUUGAGGCGGCUGCUGCUGCACCAUUUCAAAGUGAUCACACAGCACAGUAUUAUAACAAGACAGUCUAUGACUGAAAUGUAAUGAAUACUCCGAGGCAGAAACCUUUAAGAAAUGGUGGAAAAGUGGCGAAAGAAAAGACAAACGUAUCUGAUGGUAUGACUAUGUGCAAUACAGAAAAUACAUUAUAUAGUUUUCUAAAUACAACAAAUAGCCUUUAUAACUUUAAAACUGAAUUAUGCUAUCUUAAAGUAUAUAUUAUAUUGAUUUAUAUAUUUUCAGUAUAGUUUCAUGACCCAAUGCUGCUUAUUGUUAUUAAUAUUACACUAUAAAGUAUCAUUAUCAUCAUACUUUCAUUUAUACUUUCUCUCUUUUUGUAUAAAGUGUGGUUUUGAUUGUCAAUGUGAUUGAUCUGGUGUAAGACGAACUGUGUGCCUUCUAAUGAAUGUGUGGGUGUGUGUGCUACGUGCUGAUCAGUAUUUCAGGAGAAGAUGGAAAAGCCCUUCGCUGCUUGCUCUCAGGCCGGUCCUGAGUGUGAGAGAGAGGGUGUUUUUGGUGGGAUAGCUUGAGAAAGACAAAAAAAGCUAGAAUGAAUGAUUGUCAUUGGGACUCUGAAGGAGAUGUAUAUGGAUGUCAUAGCAGGAUGAAUAUGGGAAACACAUUGUAUGCAUUUGAUCAGUGAUAAGGAUCGUUUUGAAUUUCUGCGUGAAGUCCAUUUAAUAUUGUCUUUCUGAGAUCUAAUCAUUUGUGGUGAUAAUGUGUCACUGCACAAAAUGUUCUCUGUAUUAGUUAUUAUCUCUCAAGCUGACUGACAAUCAUGUGGUUUCGUGCUUGCAGUCUAUAUUGUCAAAAAACCUGUACGACCGCUGACUGAAAGAGCUUUAAAAAAAAAAAAAAAAGUCGAUGAUGAUCAAUUCAUAUUUGUUUUAAAUAUUGUAUCAGUACGAUCGCUCCUAAAAGUUAGGUGAAACUUUAACAAACAUAUUGUAAUGUAAACGUAUAUACCAAGUCAAAUUGGUAUCAUGCCUUUGGUCCAAUCGAACAAGUUGAUUGAGCUCCAUGGAGUGUGAAAGCAAGUAUGGCAGAUGUUUUGCUACCCCAUAUUCGUCAGAAUGGACCACUCAGUGAAAAAGCAUGAGCUUUCUAUGAAUCUCUCAGAGAGUCAGGUUUAGGGUUUGAAUGUAAUGCGUGUGUUGUGCUUAGGAUGGAUUCUGUGUUUUACUUUUGAAAAUGUUGACUGACAAUCUUUGACUGUAUUUAGAAUUGUGUGAUGAUGGGACUUUUUCUCUAAUGUAUGUUUUUGUAUUUUAAUGGAUGAAUGGGUUGGGACUUUUUGACGUUUGUAAUCUUUUAACUGUAUUAUAUAAUACUGUUACUAUUGAACAUAUAUUUAUACAGAUAUACAUAUUUUUUGUAUCCCUUUAUUCUUAUUUUUCUCUUUUCUGAGCUAACUUUUGAACCCCCUUGUCUACAGUAUUACAGACAGUAUGCAUUUGGAUUUAUAUCUCAUUUUUUACAUGUAUGUAUGAAUUGAGAAUGUUUAAGAAAUGCUUCCGCUGUCCUCAUUUGUAAAUGUAUAUGUCUAAAUUAAAUUAAACAAAUCAUCCUCUUGUUUUGA